Rhipicephalus microplus (southern cattle tick) is the source of this 973-nucleotide messenger RNA. Its product is annotated as gamma-interferon-inducible lysosomal thiol reductase. The record is from RefSeq and is a predicted model, not a curated record. Gene Ontology annotation, molecular function: oxidoreductase activity, acting on a sulfur group of donors, disulfide as acceptor. Lineage: Eukaryota; Metazoa; Arthropoda; Arachnida; Ixodida; Ixodidae.
UAUCGGUACGCGGUAGAUGUACAAGUGUUGCUUACAAGGCUAGCCUUCAAAUAGCCAUAGUCAUAGACAGCUCGGAAGCAGCAGCCUGAAGGUAUACAGGUGCUUGCAGCUGUCAUCAUGGUAAGUUUAGGAGUUGUAAGUGGACGACGAAUUUUAUUUAGCAUACUUUGUGUGACGGCGCUGUCGUGGCUUCCCGCUAACGUGGAAUCACUCAACCUGACUCUAUAUUACGAAGGGCUAUGUCCCGACUGCCACGAAUUCAUUCUUGGCCAACUCUGGCCAACGUUUGGGAAGCUCGAAGAGUACCUCGAGUUGGAUCUCCUGCCCUUCGGCAAUGCUCGCAUGAAAGUGUCUAACGGUACGAUCACCUUCUACUGCCAGCAUGGCCCAGACGAGUGCUUAGUCAACGAAGUUCACACCUGCGCCGUCAAGUACGUGCACCCGCAGAGAAAGCUCCUGGAUUUCGUCGCCUGCACGCUUCGCCAGGACGAUCCGGCCCAAGCAGGUGAGCCAUGCGCUCGGAAGGUGGGCACGGACUGGGCUGUCCUGGACCGCUGCAGUCGAGGACCCGAGGGUAUCCAGCUUCUGUACGAAAUGGGCAAGCGAACACGGGAGCACCAGCCUCCCAUACAAUAUGUGCCGUACGUGGAGAUUAACGGAUAUCACAACGAAACCAUGCAAAAUUUGGUGGAAGAAGACUUGUUUCACUUUGUGUGCAAGCUUUUGGAGCCAUCGCCACCUAAGGUGUGCACGAAUGUGGGGGUUCCUGGACGGCAUUGUGUUAUGAGCGGUGAUUCUCACUUUUUGUCCGAAAUAUCCUGAUUGAUCUGUUGCUACUCAUCAUCAUCGCUUUUGUUGCGUGUUCUUCUUGUCCAGUUUUAGUACUACUUACACGCAGUAUCUGUUGUUAGCUGCAACACAAUUCAUGUGUGAAAAGCUAAAGAUAUAAAGCCUCAUGCAUCUAUGGGUCUUA